GACUCGUGCGCUGGUUCCGUCCGCCGGGCUGCACGGCCGGUUUUGUAAUUUACCGGGCGGGCCGUGACGUCACGAGACUAGUUUAACGCGCAUGCGUGACGACCUGCGCCUGGACGCCCGCGCCGUCGACGUCCCCGAACUCGCUCCAGUGGCCCGAUGACGUGCUCAUAUCAGCAGCAUUGGGUCAUCGAAGAGUAGCGCGGGGCGCUCGUGACAGAGGGGCUCGCGCCGCGCCAUGUCCGCGUCCCCGGUGUGCGAGCGCGCGCGUAGCCCGUCGCCCGCGCCGCGCUCGCCGGCGCCGGCGCACGUGCUGGCCACCAUGACGCCGGUCCAGCCGGCGCACGACUACUACCCGCACAAGGUGGAGAUGGACUCGGACGACGGCUACCCGCCGGACGCGCACUCCUACCGCCACUCGCCGCACGAGCUGGCCGCAUACGCGCCCGACAGCAAGGUGCCCGUGCAGCCCGAUGUCUACGACCAGGGCAUGGAGGCCAUCGACGAGAAGACGCCCAUCGACCUCAUCUACGAGGACGACAAGGAGACGGUCAUAUACACGACCACGCCGGACCAGAAGCGCGUCGAGAUGAUCAGCGGCCAGCUGGAGGACGGACAGCUAGUGAGUGGCAGCGGCCAGCUGGUGGAUGGCGGCGUGUCCGUGGUGGUGGGCGCGCCCGGCCAGGGCACCGUGCUGGUGCUGGCCGACGAGCUGGGACAGGUCAUCACCAUACCCAGGAGACGCAAGGAAGUGAUGGAGGUGAGCGCGGAGUGCUGGCGCGCCUACUCGGCGGGCGGUGAGCACCCCCUGAGCGUGGCCGCGUCCGCCAUGCUCGGCGUCACCGACGACCACCAGCAGUCCGUCACCGAGUACUACAAGCUGCCCCCCCUGGCCCAGGACACCCUCACCCUGCACAAGGAAGUCUGGCCGGCCGGCGGCGCGCUGAAGGUAGCCAAUGGCGGCCACGGGGCGGAGCUGGGCGAGCUGUCGGGGCUGCUGCACGCGGGGCUCGUGAAGCGCGAGCCCGAGGACCUGAGCCGCAAGGUGGUCGACGAGCCGGAGCCGCACGCGCUCAAGCCGCAGCGACAUAAGGUGGCUGUCGGCGAGCCCGGCGAGGCGGCGUCGCCGUCGCCGGCGCCGUCCCGGGCCUCCUCGGCCGGCUCGCUCCUGCCGGACGCAGCCAUGUACGCGGCGCAGAUGUUUGCGCCGCCCGGAACCCCGAGCCCCACGCCGUACGGCGAGCAGUACCCGCGCCAGCCGGCCUCCUUCGCCGGCGAGUCGUACUACAGGGAGUACUUCGUCGGCGAGGGCUACCAGCAGAGGGCGGCGCCGCCGUACGGCGACGCGGAGCCGGCGCCGGCGUCGACGUUUGGGGAGCGGUACGCGGCGCCGCGCUACCACGGCAAGAGCGUCAUCGCCGCCGCUGGCCUCACCGUGGACCUGCCGUCGCCGGACAGCGGCAUCGGCGCCGACGCUGUCACCCCCCGGGACCACACGGCCGUGCAGCAGUCGUUCGAGUACACGGUGAUUUGCCAACAACCCGGCGGAGUAGAGGACGGCCGGGGGACCCCCGCCGCCCACCACUCCCCCGCACAGCCCCCGCGGACGAGGCCCUGGCACGACUUCGGCAGACAAAAUGAUGCGGACAAAAUUCAAAUUGCAAAAUUGUUUUCUCCGUACGGCUUCAAGUACCACCUGGAGACGGCGUCCAGCAGCUCGCAGCGGCGGGAGGACGACCGCAUCACGUACAUCAACAAGGGCCAGUUCUACGGCAUCACGCUGGAGUACCUCCACGACCCCGACAAGCCGCUUAAGAAUCAAAUAGUGAAGAGCGUCGUCAUGCUCAUGUUCCGAGAGGAAAAAUCACCGGAGGACGAGAUCAAGGCAUGGCAGUUCUGGCACGGCAGACAACACUCCGUCAAACAGAGGAUACUCGAUGCGGACACCAAGAACAGCAUCGGGCUGGCCGGCUGCAUCGAGGAGGUCGCGCACAACGCCAUCGCCGUCUACUGGAACCCCCUAGAGAGCGCCGCUAAGAUAAACAUAGCCGUCCAGUGUUUAAGUACAGACUUCAGCAGUCAAAAAGGAGUGAAGGGUUUACCGCUUCACAUUCAAAUAGACACCUUCGAGGACCCCAGAGAAACACAAGUAUACCACAGAGGGUACUGUCAAAUUAAAGUGUUUUGCGAUAAGGGCGCGGAGAGAAAAACAAGGGACGAAGAGAGAAGAGCAGCGAAAAGAAAAAUGUCUGCCACGAAUAGAAAAAAACUGGACGAGAUAUACCAUCCUGUGACGGAGCGGAGCGAGUUCUACACGAUGGCCGACCUGACGAAGCCGCCGGUGCUGUUCAGUCCGGCGGAGGACAUCGACAAGCUGACGGGGAUGGACAUACAAGGGUUCUACGGCCACGACGAGUCCGCGCUGGCCGAGGCGCACCUCAAGCACCCCUCGCCCUUCCUCCUGCACGCCGCCAAGCCGCAGGCGCCCGCGCUCAAGUUCCACAACCACUUCCCGCCCGACGCACCAGCGUAUAGAUCAGACGUCGGUGGGCUCUCGCCGUACAGCGACAGGAAGGACUCGCUGGAGCUGGAGGGCGUGCUGGGCAAGCGCGCGCGCACCUCCACGCCGCCGCUCAGCGAGCGCGUCAUGCUGUACGUGCGCCAGGACACCGAUGACGUGUACACGCCCCUGCACGUCGUGCCGCCCACCACGCAGGGCCUGCUGCACGCGAUUGAGACUAAGUACAAAAUUUCAAGUUCGGCAAUUAAUAACCUUUAUCGAAAGAACAAGAAAGGGAUUACGGCGAAAAUUGACGACGAAAUGCUGGCGUACUACUGCAACGAGGACCUGUUCCUGCUGGAGGUGCGGCCGGCGGGCGCCAGCGAGGACGAGCCCCUCUACGACAUCACGUUCGUGGAGCUGCCGCUCGACCACUAGCGCCGCGCCGCCGCCGCCGCGCAGCCGCCGCGAUGCCGCCGCGAGUGACGCUCUUGUUAUUAGAACUUAUGUAAUGAACAAUGGACCACUUCAGUUACCCGCGAUUCCCGAAAACCGUUAAUACUCAAUUUUUAUAUAGCUGCGUAUUAUAUUUUCUGUCUCGUAUUUUAACUGUAAACAUUUCGAAUUCUAUGUCUUUUUCUCUUAAUUUAUUUUUGUAGCGGUUAAUUAGUUUCGUUCUAUCGGAGGAGGCGAACGCUCCGUGCUCCAUUGUUUACUUAUUUAUUGAAAAAUAUUCUCAAUCUUUUGUAAAUUGUUGUUAUUUUUUGUCGGUCACUCGCGUCAGCUCGGCCGUUAUGUUAAAAAUUACAUCGUACGAUUUUAUGUCUUCCUCGAUGAAAUCAAUGUUUUAUAUCGAUAUCGCGAGCUCAUUAUUUAUAAUAAGGUUGUCUCUAAAGCGUCGAUCUCAGGUUGAUUUUUACUUUUAAGAAAAUAUCACCGUAAUCAUUUAAUCAAGUCGAAUGUCACAACGUUUGGUCGUUAUUUAUAAGCGGCGCGGACCACUUUGUAUAUAUCUGUAGUGCCUUAUAAAUUUAUAUCGCGCGAUGUCGGCGAGGCUCCGUUUCGGACGGAACGCGGCUCGCUGCCGUCGUGCAGUCUCGGGUGUAAUAAUGAUUCGUAUCUGAGUUUUAAUGUGUGUGCCAUUCACUCGGUUAUCAUACUAGAUUUACGAUAGGAAGUCUCAACAGGUACCUUUAAUUAAUCUUGCCAUGAUGAUAAAGUAAGAAAUUCUCGUCACAAACAUAUUUUUGUAUCGACAUAAUGUCAGCUAAUAGUAAGAAAUAUACUUAGAGUGCCUUCGUCGUAUGAUAUUUUAUUUCUUAAUGUAAGUGAGUUAAGUCAAUCUAAAUGCCAUCCAUUUUGUUAAGUU
Molecule: messenger RNA, 3866 nt
Organism: Aricia agestis (brown argus)
Lineage: Eukaryota; Metazoa; Arthropoda; Insecta; Lepidoptera; Lycaenidae
Gene: grh
Product: protein grainyhead
Exons: 15
Coding region: 236-2935 (899 amino acids)
Biological process (GO): regulation of transcription by RNA polymerase II
Cellular component (GO): nucleus
Molecular function (GO): RNA polymerase II cis-regulatory region sequence-specific DNA binding; DNA-binding transcription activator activity, RNA polymerase II-specific
Source: RefSeq, a predicted model, not a curated record